AUGCUUUCUUACUGUUAUAGUAUAUUUUUUCAAAAUGGAAGAGAAAAUAUAAAAACAACAGCAAUGGCAAUGAAUGGUAAACGAGUAUUAGCAAAAUACCAUUAUAUGUCGAGUGAUGACGAUGAAAACGAUGUGAAAAUAAUAACUCCCAGACGUAGAACGCCAAGAAUUCCCCGACUUCCUAGACAAUCCACAAUGUCACCAUUGAAAUCUGAACAACGAAUUAAUAUUGAUAAAAGGCCGACAACUCGAAAUCAAAAAGCGUCAUCACCGUUGAAGACAACACCGGUUAAAGAAAAGACAGCUAUUAUUUGGAAACCAACAAAAACAUCACCUGUGAAAACAAAACCUCUGUUAGACGAUAAAAAAUUAGCACCUGAUAUUAAACCAUCAACUACUGAUAAAAAAUUAUCAUUCACAAAAUCAAUGUCAAACAACGAAGAGAAGCCUACAGUUUCAGUUGUGAAACAAAAUAAUUCAACACCUAAGAAGGAACAGUUAUUAACAAAAGCGUCAGAAAAGUCUGUCAUAGAAGCAAGAAAUGACAACGAGAACAGCGACAGUGAUGCAACGGACAUCUAUGAUAUGGGUUCUGUGUAUAAUGAAGUUUUUGCUGCUGUACCAAAGAAUAAAAUAGAAAAUGAAGUUUCAACAUCACCAUCAGUGAAGAAAGAAACGGUAAACCAAGUAACGACAGCUGUUGCUUCAUCGUCAGCAAUAAAGAAGGAAUUCUCACAAACAGGAGUAAGAAAUAGUAUUUCUACACCUAAAAAAAAAUCACAUCAUCAAAUGUCUUCGUCUGACGAAGAUGAGAGAAAACAAAGAGUUCCCAUACAGAAAAAACAACGUAUAUUUAUUAAAAGCUCACCAUCUACAGCGUCAUUAAAUGAAAAACCUAGCAAAGCGAUGCGUGUUGAUAAUGACGAUGACGAUGUAUACACAUAUCGACCAUCAAGAAAUCCCAACAAAGGUAUAAAAUCGUCAGAAAAUGAAAUUAUUGCUAAAAUGGAUGAGGUGAUUGUCAGUGAUGACGAUACGAUGGACGAUGAUGAAUUAAUUACGUUAUCAUCACAGCGUUUUUUGCGCGAUAAUGAUUUGAGUGCAAAAACAAAACGUGCCUUAGCGGACGAGAAACAACGUCAACAACGUCUAGUACAAAAAAAGUUAAAUAUGAGUAAUGAAGAAUCACAACAGCCGUCACAACAAGUAACAUCACCAGAUGAUAAAAAUGGACCAAAACUUAUUUUUGAAAUGGAUAAAGACACUAAUAAACCAUUGAUUGAAGUACAUCCGUCUCUAGUUCGACAAAUGAAACCACAUCAAUUAGAUGGUACGUUAUUUUUAUGGGAAAAUGUUUAUGAAUCAUUAGCAGAAAUUAAAGAAGGAAAACCUGGUCAUGGAGCAAUUUUAGCACACCACAUGGGUCUUGGAAAAACGUUUCAGACAAUUAGUUUUAUUCAUACAUUAUAUAAACAUGUCGAUUUAACUGGUAUUAACACAUGUUUAAUAUUAUGUCCAGUUAAUGUGACAUCAAAUUGGAAGGGAGAAUUUGAUCAUUGGAUAUUAGGAUUAAAACCCUUUGUUCGUGUUUAUCAAUUUGCAUUAUUUAAACAAAAACAUGAACGAUUAGCACUAUUAAGAAAGUGGUAUACAAAAGGAGGUGUAUUACUGAUGGGUUAUGAAAUAUAUCGACGUUUAGCUAAUAGCGGUUAUAAAGAAUAUCUGUUAGAUCCUGGACCAGACGUUUGUAUUUGUGAUGAAGGACAUCAAUUGAAAAAUAUUCGAACAGGCAUAGCAAAAACUAUCAAUAAAAUUAGAACAUCUCGACGUAUAAUAUUAUCAGGUACACCGAUGCAAAAUAAUUUAAAGGAGUAUUAUUAUAUGGUUUCAUUCGUAAAACCACAUUUACUCGGAUCAUAUCGUGAAUUUAAAAAUCAAUUUAUCGAUCCAAUCAAAGGUGGUGAAAAUAAAGAUUCAAAUGCAUACGCUGUACAGUUAAUGAAACGUCGAUCAUAUGCUUUAAAUGAACGGUUGAAACAUUGUAUUCAUCGACGAGAUUUUAAUUGUUUAAGAAAAUAUCUUCCUCCAAAAUUGGAAUAUGUUGUGAAAAUUUAUCUUGGUGAUUUACAAAGACGUUUAUAUUUAAGAUAUUUAGAAAAAGAAAAAAUUGAUCCAGAAGCUGGUUUAAAUACUGCAAAGUUGUUUGCUGAUUAUCAAUAUUUAAUGAAGAUAUGGACACAUCCUUGGUUAUUACGACCACAUUAUGCAGAUCGAUGGAAACGAGAACAAAAACGAAUCAAACAAGAAAAUGCCUCAUCUUCAUCAAAAGAUGAUGAUGAUCUUGAUCCAUUUUUUCAUGAUAUUAAUGAGGGAAUGUCAGAUGAUGAUGAAAAACCAAUAAAGAAACGACAACCAAAGCAAAGAAAAAUUGCCGGAAAGAAAAAAUCAAGAACAAAUAAUCCAUUUUUGGAUCUCGAUGUUGGUGAAGAUGACUCAAGUGAUAGCUCUGAUGAUAGUUCAGAAGAUGAUGCUGCCUCACAUUCAUCAUCCGCAUCUGAUUGUUUGAGUUUAUUUAAUAACAGACAACCAAAAUCCACAAAAUUACAAGAUAAUUUUAUCUCAUCAACUGGAAUAAUGACAAAUAAUACAUGUGAAGCUCAAAUAGAAAAAGAAUGGUGGUAUGAGUAUUUUGAUGAUAGCGCACAAUUUGAUUUAGAAUUAAGUGGAAAAAUUAAUUUUUUAAAAACAAUGUUAAAUGAAUGUGUACUUCUUGGUGAUAAGGUGCUAUUGUUUUCUCGUUCGAUUUAUUCGAUAUCUUAUAUUGAACAAUAUUUAAAAAAAUGGGAUAUGGAAGCACAUACAAGAACAUCAAAACGAGAUGAUAUGGAUCCAACAGUACCUGCCAGAGGUCGAUGGAAAUGUGGCGUUGAUUAUUUUCGAAUUGAUGGUAGUACAGCCAUAAAACGUCGUACAGCUCAUAUUCAAAAAUUUAAUGAAAUAACAAAUAUUCGAUCACGUUUAUUUUUAAUAUCGACAUUAGCUGGAGGAAUUGGUAUUAAUUUAAUUGGAGCAAAUAGAGUAAUUAUUUUUGAUUGUUCAUGGAAUCCGGCAAGUGAUUUACAAGCAUUAUUUCGUGCAUAUAGACUGGGACAAAAGAAGCCGGUUUAUGUGUAUCGUUUAUUGAGCAAAGGUACAAUGGAAGAGAAAAUCUACUUCAGACAAGUUACUAAACAAGCAACCGCACAACGUGUUGUUGAUGCACAACAAUUAGCCAGACAUUUUACACAAAAUGAAUUGAAAGAAUUGUAUGCCUUUCAUCCAGAUGAGAAAGAUGUAUAUGAUAAUAUGACACGUGAACCGGUUGAUACAUUAUUAGCCAAAUGUAUUAAAAAACAUCCAAACAUGAUUCAAAAUUAUAUUGAACAUGAUUCAUUACUUGAAGAUAAACAAAGUGAACAAUUAACAAAAGAAGAAAAAGCUUAUGCAAUUCGUGAAUUAGAAGCAACAAUGGGACAUUAUACACGUGUACCAGAUGAUGCAACCUAUUCCGAUUAUAUGGAAGAUUAUCCCUAUUCAACGGUUGAUAAUAAUCCAUAUCAUCAACCCUUACCCUUAUUAUAUAAUAAAAAUCCAUUUGAAACAAAUUUCCUGUCAUUGUUGUGUCAACCAGCACAAGAAGAAGAAUCGCCACCGAGUAACUCAUACUUUAAAAUUAAUGAUCUUCAACAGGAAGAAAUGACAAAACGAAUACAAAAUCUUACUGGUGGAACAACAACAGCAUCACACCAAAUAAAAGUACCAUCACCUCCACCGGUGACUACACCUGUUGUACAAGCAAAAACAAAAAUUGAAACAGCAACAGCAACACCAGUUCCUCAACAGAAUUCGGUUCAAAAACCCGCUGCUGUUGCUGUUGCUGCUCCUGUUGCGGCUGCUUCUACAGUGAUACCCACACCACCCCAACCAAUACCAUAUAAACCUCCAUCACUUCCUGUAUAUCCUCCGGGGAAAAAACCAUUUCCAACUGUGGAAGAUCUUCUCGAUGAUCCCAUUGCUAAACAAAUUCAAGCGGAAUUACUUGAUGAUCCAGCAGCAAAUCAAAAGCAAAUCAUUAAAAAUCAACGUGAACUAUUAAAAAUGUAUAAAGACAAAAAGAAACAACAAAAACAGCAGGAAAAAUUAGAAAAACAACAAGAAAAAUUACAAAAAACCAUAACAAAAAAGAAAGCACCACCAAUAGAUACAACUUAUAUACCAAAUCCAUAUCAAAUACAAAUUCAUGAAUCUCCAUUCGGACCUCCAAGAAAAAAAUUCUAA
This is a messenger RNA of Didymodactylos carnosus, 4317 nucleotides long. The record is from the annotation of a GenBank genome assembly. NCBI's taxonomy places the organism in Eukaryota, Metazoa, Rotifera, Eurotatoria, Philodinida, Philodinidae.